Messenger RNA from Sebastes umbrosus (honeycomb rockfish), 3482 nucleotides. It is a transcript of the gene trim23, whose product is annotated as tripartite motif containing 23. NCBI's taxonomy places the organism in Eukaryota, Metazoa, Chordata, Actinopteri, Perciformes, Sebastidae. The transcript has 11 exons. Gene Ontology annotation, cellular component: cytoplasm; plasma membrane; lysosomal membrane. Gene Ontology annotation, molecular function: zinc ion binding; GTP binding; GTPase activity. Gene Ontology annotation, biological process: vesicle-mediated transport; intracellular protein transport. The coding region runs from base 58 to 1824 and encodes 588 amino acids. The record is from RefSeq and is a predicted model, not a curated record.
AGCGAAACCGGAAGUGCUUUGGGGAUAGUCCUCUCGCACCUGCUCAGUCGUCCAACUAUGGCCGCUGCUGCAGCAGGAAUAAACAAGCAGAUGGAUCCUUGUAUCCGACACGGCAGAGGAGCUCACGGGAACACGGUUAAGGUGUUGGAGUGUGGUGUGUGUGAGGACGUCUUCUCUCUCCAGGGGGACAAAGUCCCCCGUCUCCUGCUGUGUGGUCACACAGUGUGCCAUGAUUGUCUAACCAGGCUGCCCCUGCAUGGUAGAGCGGUCCGCUGCCCCUUCGACAGACAGGUCACUGAGCUGAGCGACUCUGGAGUUUGGGGUCUGAAGAAGAACUUUGCUCUGCUUGAGCUCCUGGAGCGACUCCAGAAUGGAGCCAGCAACCAGAUGGGGAUGGCGGAGGACGCCCUGAAAGGAAUGGGAGAAUGUAUAAUUCGCUGUGAUGAGGACGAGAGCCACACGGCCUCCAUGUACUGCACCGUGUGUGCCACCCACCUGUGUGCCGAGUGCUCCCAGCUCACCCACUCCACCCGCACGCUGGCCAAACACCGCCGGGUGCCGCUGGCUGACAAGCCUCACGAGAAGACCUUGUGCCCGCAGCAUCAGGUCCACGCCAUCGAGUUCGUCUGCCUGGAGGAGGCGUGUCAGUCUGGGCCUCUCAUGUGCUGCGUGUGCAAGGAGUACGGCAAGCACCAGGGACACAAGCACGCUGUUCUUGAGACUGAAGCGAAUCAGAUCCGUGCAUCCAUUCUGGACAUGGCCCACUGCAUCCGCACCUUCACAGACGAAGUGUCCGAGUACUCCAGGAAGCUGGUGGGCAUCGUGCAGCAGAUAGAAGGCGGAGAGCAGAUAGUCGAGGACGGCGUUGGCAUGGCGCACACUGAACACGUCCCCGGCACGGCGGAGAGCGCGCGGUCAUGCGUCCGAGCUUACUUCGCAGACCUCCACGAGACGCUGUGUCGGCAGGAGGAGAUGGCGCUGAGCGUGGUGGACGCCCACGUCAGGGAGAGGCUGAUCUGGCUGAGGCAGCAGCAGGAGGACAUGACCAUCCUGCUGUCUCAGGUCUCCACCGCCUGCCUGCACUGCGAGAAGACUCUUCAACAGUAUGUUGCUUCUGUCCCGUUGCAGGACGACUGCAGAGUUGUGCUGGCAAAGCAGGAGAUCAACUGUUUGUUGGAGACGCUUCAGAAGCAGCAGCACCAGUUCACAGAGCUGGCGGAUCACAUUCAGCUCGAUGCCGGCAUCCCUGUCACAUUCACUAAGGACAACCGGGUCCACAUCGGUCCGAAGAUGGAGAUCCGUGUUGUGACUCUCGGACUCGAUGGAGCUGGAAAAACCACCAUCCUCUUCAAGCUGAAACAAGACGAGUUCAUGCAACCAAUCCCGACCAUCGGUUUCAAUGUGGAGACGGUUGAAUAUAAGAACUUGAAAUUCACCAUCUGGGACGUGGGUGGAAAACAUAAGCUCAGACCUCUCUGGAAACACUAUUAUCUCAACACUCAAGCGGUGGUGUUCGUGAUCGACAGCUGCCACAGGGACCGACUGAUGGAGGCUCACAGCGAGCUCGCCAAACUACUGACGGAGAAGGAGCUGAGAGACGCCUUGCUGCUCAUCUUUGCAAACAAACAGUUUGCGUGUCUGCAGGACAUUCCUGGCGUCGUGUCGGUGGAGGAGAUGACAGAGCUGCUGAGCCUUCACAAGCUGUGCUGCGGGAGGAGCUGGCACAUUCAGGGCUGCGACGCCCGCAGCGGGAUGGGCCUCCACGAGGGGCUGGACUGGCUCUCCAGGCAGCUGGUGGCGGCCGGCGUCCUGGACGUCGCCUAACCGUAAAACAUCUCUCCUAACAACUGAACCGACCGACCCCCCCGGCCUCUGAGCCCUGCUCUCCAAAUAUUAACUCUUUAAGACUGCGGCUUCGAGCCUGCCCUCCUCAUCUUUCCUUCUUUGUGCACCAACGUGAGCAAAGAAAACUAAGAUGUAAAUACUUCACUGAAUCAGAAAAUGGAAACUACAAAACCACCCACCUUCAAGUUAAGACUACAAAUCCCAUCCUGCUUCAUUUCUAAGGCAGCUUACGCGGUGUAACACUUUGCUUACUUUCUUUGUUCUAACCUUUUUUCCCAGAGUUUAUCUGGCACCUCUAGCUAGCUGACUCACGUCCAGUAAAAAUGCUCCUCGUGCCCCGACAGAGUGAACUCUAUCUGUAUUUUCUAUCUCACGGUAUUCCUCAUAACCACCUCCAUAUGUGACGCUAGUCUUAACUAAAUGCAGAGUUGUCUGUAUUGUAGUGAUAAGUAUAAUUUACGUACCUUCUGUUGAUUCAGUAUACUCGGACAACACAUCAUAUAAUCCUGAGAAUUAAACACCUUUUAGCUUCAUUCAGUAUAUCUGCAGGUGAGACGGGACUGAAAUGUUCACUAUGGUUUAAAGGGAUAGUUUGGGUGUUUUGAAGUGGGGUUGUAUGAGGUAUUAUCCAUAGUAGGUGUAUUAUCUACAGUAGAUGGCGGGCGGCACGCCCCCAGCUUGGGGGCAAUGUAAAAAGCAAUGUACUACUGUGGACGAGGGCAGCAGCAAAACAGAUUUAAAAAAAAUCAAUAUUAUACACUGACUACGGAUAAGUACCUCAUCCAACCCCAUUUCAAAACACCCGAACUAUUCCUUUAGAUGAACCCAGACGACUUCAAACUGAUGGUUUCUCACUUUGCCUUGACAUCUUAUGUAAGCAAUAGCAGUUGAUGUUUCAUGGAGUCUUUAAGUUAUGUGUGUUUUUUUUUUUUAAGUGUACUGUAUGAACCUAUUUAAUGCCACAGCUGGUCUUGAAAUGGCGCACCAGUUUGAGUUUUCUGUUAAAGAACGAACUGUUUACUGAACUUAUUUAUGAGCGGGAACGUUACUUUGAUACGAGGCUGUUGGGAGAAGUUUUUACGCACCGGUUCUGCCUCCGUUUUGUGGAGUCUCGCUCGCAGAAUGUGUCGAAUGCACUUGUUUGUUGCCUCACUACCAGUUUAUUUGGGAGCAAAUGAACUACCUGCUGUUUCUUAGUAGACUCUUGAGUAUUAAUCUCACUGCUUAAGAGAAAAUAUUCCUAUUUAAACAUCUCACAAGUCCCGUUUCUGUGUCUGGAGUGCUUAGGAGAUGGUACACCUUUAAUCAACAGCCUUCAGUAAUAACGUAAUGUGAAACUUAGUGAAACAUUAAGCCUGAACACUGACACUUGUCUUGUUAUUAAGGACCCAUCAUUUGACUUUCUUUAUUCAUUGCUAUGUAAUGUUUACUACAUGUAUCUAUGUAUAAAAAUACUAAUAAAAAAAAAAAGUGCACGUGUGAAAAGCCUUUCCACAUAGUUUGUGAAAAAACAUUUCCAUUUGUUUUUGAAACGUAGAAGCACAACGCGCAUCGAAACCUUUGUUACCAGUGGACUUGAUGAUGGCUUUUGUAAAUUAUUCAUAAUGUGUUGCUGUAAAAUAAACUAAUUGACCUGA